UUUCAUUAGCACAGUAAUAAAUAUGAAUCACAAUGAGAUUGAUGUCUAACCCAUUAACUUAAGAGACACUCCUUGACAUCUGACUUAGGAAAAAAAUAUCAUGGUACUAGACUUAGCACUUUAACUAGUUUUAGUGUAUGAAGUUUGAUUCUAUAUUCCAACAGACCAACCUACAUUCCGGCAUAAUAAUACUAAACAUUUUUCUUCUAAUGGCUGAAACAUGUUCCGGUGCAUCCAGAUACGAUGUGUUCAUUAACUUCAGAGGGGAAGACACACGUUAUGAAUUUACUGGGCAUCUCCACCAAGCUCUUUGUAAGAAGGGAAUCCGUGCUUUCUUUGAUGAAGAGGACCUUCAGACAGGAGACGAAAUAACAACAAAACUUGAGGAGGCAAUUAAAGGGUCGAGGAUUGCCAUCACUGUGUUCUCUAAAGGUUAUGCUUCUUCCUCAUUUUGCUUAAAUGAACUUGCAACCAUCCUUGGCUGCUACCGCGAGAAAACUCCACUGUUGGUUAUUCCUGUCUUUUAUAAGGUGGAUCCUUCUGAUGUAAGACACCAGCGAGGAAGUUAUGAACAAGGAUUGGAUAGUCCUGAGAAAAGGUUACAUCCUAACAUGGAGAAAUGGAGGACGGCUCUGCACGAAGUAGCAGGAUUUUCUGGGCAUCAUUUCACAGAUGGAGCUGGAUAUGAAUACAAGUUUAUUGGGAAGAUUGUUGAUGAUGUCUUCCGCAAGAUUAAUGAAGCUGAAGCAAGUAUAUAUGUUGCGGAUCGCCCGGUUGGAUUAGACUCACUAGUGCUAGAAAUAAGGGAACGUUUGGAGGCUGAAUCUAGUGAUGCUAUCUCCAUGAUAGGGAUCCACGGAAUGGGCGGGGUAGGAAAAUCAACACUUGCUCGACAAGUUUAUAAUUUGCAUACUAAUCAAUUUGAUUAUUCGUGUUUCCUACAAAACGUGAGAGAAGAAUCAAACAGACACGGGUUAAAACGCCUACAAAGCAUCCUUCUUUCACAAAUACUUAAGCAGGGCAUCAACUUAGCAAGUGAGCAACAAGGAACUUCGAUGAUAAAAAAACAGCUCAGAGGAAAGAAGGUUCUCUUAGUUCUAGAUGAUGUUGAUGAGCACAAGCAAUUACAGGCAUUUGUUGGAAAAUCUGUUUGGCCUGAGUCUGAGUCUGAGUCUAAGUCUGGCACCAGAUUGGUUCUGAUCAUCACCACUCGGGACAAACAACUCCUAACAUCUUAUGGGUUCAAAAGAACAUAUGAGGUGAAAAAUUUGAGUACAAACGAUGCUAUCCAAUUGCUUAAACAGAAAGCUUUUAAAACAUAUGAUGAAGUUGAUCAAAAUUACAAGCAGGUCUUGAAUGAUGUAGUAACUUGGACUUCUGGCCUUCCAUUGGCUUUGGAAGUGAUAGGUUCAAACCUGUUUGGAAAAAGUACUAAAGAAUGGGAAUCAGCUAUCAAACAAUAUCAAAGAAUUCCCAAUAAGGAAAUCUUGAAGAUACUUCAAGUAAGCUUUGAUGCUUUGGAGGAAGAAGAAAAAAGUGUUUUUCUUGACAUUACUUGUUGCUUGAAAGACUAUAAAUGCAGAGAGAUUGAAGAUAUACUUCACAGUCUCUAUGAUAACUGCAUGAAAUACCAUAUUGGGGUGCUUCUUGACAAGUCUCUCAUUAAGAUUAGAGAUGAUAAAGUUACAUUGCAUGACUUGAUUGAGAACAUGGGUAAAGAGAUUGACAGGCAGAAAUCACCGAAAGAGGCAGGCAAGCGGAGGAGAUUAUGGUUACAGAAAGAUAUAAUUCAAGUUUUAAAAGACAACUCGGGGACCAGUGAAGUUAAAAUCAUUUGUCUGGAUUUCCCCAUAUCUGACAAACAAAAAACAAUAGAAUGGGAUGGAAAUGCCUUAAAGGAGAUGAAAAACCUUAAAGCACUUAUUAUCAGAAACGGUAUUUUAUCCCAAGCUCCCAAUUAUCUACCAGAAAGUUUGAGGAUAUUAGAAUGGCACACACAUCCUUUCCAUUGUCCACCGCCUGAUUUUGAUACAACGAAGCUUGCUAUACGCGACUUGGAAUAGUUCCAUCCCGUCAUUGGGGUGUGGUGGCAUAUCGAAGGCAAGUUUAAAGAAUACAUUUUCUUUGUAAAUUAAUAAAUUCAAAGCAGUAUUAUUCAUUCAGUUCUGUUUUACUUUUUCCAUCAUUUUCUUUUUGCAGAAGUUGAUGUAUCUAACUAUCUAAGGGUUUUGGAUACCUGAUGCAUCUGGUCUCUCAAAUUUGAAGGAAUUUUCAUUUGAAUAUUGUGAGAAUUUAAUUAUAGUUCACGAGUCAAUUGGUUUUCUGGAUAAACUUUAAAUAUUGAGUGCUGGUUGUUACCGCAAACUUAGGAGUUUUCUACCCUUCAAGUGAUGGAUUGAAUGAAUGAAACAACUGUGACUCUACAUCUUUUUAUACAAACACAAUGAUGCAUGCAAAUGAAAUUUUGGGAAGAAUUUGCAAUGGGAUUUCCAUGGUUUAAUAUUUU
This is a messenger RNA of Glycine soja, 2506 nucleotides long. Its product is annotated as TMV resistance protein N-like. The record is from RefSeq and is a predicted model, not a curated record. NCBI's taxonomy places the organism in Eukaryota, Viridiplantae, Streptophyta, Magnoliopsida, Fabales, Fabaceae. Gene Ontology annotation, biological process: signal transduction; defense response. The transcript is spliced from 3 exons. Gene Ontology annotation, molecular function: ADP binding. The coding region runs from base 138 to 2063 and encodes 641 amino acids.